Messenger RNA from Strongylocentrotus purpuratus (purple sea urchin), 6807 nucleotides. Its product is annotated as DDB1- and CUL4-associated factor 11. The record is from RefSeq and is a predicted model, not a curated record. Gene Ontology annotation, cellular component: Cul4-RING E3 ubiquitin ligase complex. The coding region runs from base 351 to 1964 and encodes 537 amino acids. Gene Ontology annotation, biological process: proteasome-mediated ubiquitin-dependent protein catabolic process. The transcript has 15 exons. Lineage: Eukaryota; Metazoa; Echinodermata; Echinoidea; Camarodonta; Strongylocentrotidae. Gene Ontology annotation, molecular function: protein binding.
AAUGAGAUCGGACCGAUGAAGAAAUAGGGCGAGUUAUCUGAGAACGAGGCAUCGUGAGCACGAAAGCGCUGCAGCAAAAUAUGCUGCAAGUAAUCAAGGUGAAAGGUUGGAUCCUGUAGCUUGUGUAAUCAACAUCAGCCCUGGGCCUACGUAAUAUGUAUGGGCCAGGUACGGUACCGGUCCUGUGCGUGUGAAGCGUAAACACGGCAAUUUGAUGUGUUGAAUUGGAGGAGGAUGCUAGUGUCGUUGACGUAAAUAUUACGGUAUUUUGCAAAGCGAGCUGUGCCUGAUUCAGGAAACUUUGGGUUUUUUCGCUCUUCAUAUCUUCUGCAAAUGAAAGGACGCAGUUAAUGGGUUCUAGAGAAUCUUCACAUGUCGCUGAAAGGAGAACAAUGGCUGACGAAUCAGAAGAUUAUUCGGCAGUGCUUGCUUAUCUGCUCAGGAGUGGUCAGAUCCGACUUCUCUCUCCCCAUUCUGCGGGUUUUCUAGAUGAUAGCGAUGACGAUGAUUACAUUGAAUGCUGUCCUGAAAGUGACCCUUCUCCAGAUACAAGCAAGAUUGAUGCAAGUGAUCUGAAGCAGGAGAUGCUAAUUCAGGCAGGAGUUACCCACAAUGCAUCACUUCCGUCAACGUCACAUGUCACACAGAUGCUUCACAAGAGGCAACUUGGAAACUGUUGCAGGAAAGGAUUCACCCAUAAUGAUCGCUCUCAGGUUGGGGCUGUCUUUCUUCCAAACAACCAGCGUUCUGUUGCUCACUUCCCUGCCAAGGUCUUCUGUGGAACCUAUUCUAUGGAUGGUUCUGUCUUCUUAUCAGCGUGUCAGGAUCAGGUCAUCAGGAUAUAUGAUGUCAAGAAUGGAUACUUCAAGAAAUUCAAAGAAGUCAGAGCUAGAGAUGUAGGAUGGAGUGUUCUAGAUACAGCCUUUAGCCCUGAUGGCAACUACCUCAUUUAUUCUAGUUGGUCUGAGUGUGUGCACCUAUGCAACAUCUAUGGUGAUUAUGAUACCCAUACUGCCCUUAACCUACGCCCAUCAACAGAGGGCCACUUCUGUGCCUUCUCCAUACAGUUCUCAAAUGACAAUAAGGAGAUAUUGGCUGGAGCCAAUGAUGGUUGUUUAUACAUCUAUGAUAGAGAAAAGAAUGACAGAACAUUGAGGAUAGAGUCCCAUGAAGAUGACGUGAAUGCGGUCUGUUUUGCAGACGGUAGUUCACAGAUCUUAUUCUCAGGUGGUGAUGAUGGACUGUGCAAAGUGUGGGAUAGACGUACGUUGAGUGAUUCAAACACUAAACCUGUAGGAGUUCUAGCUGGUCAUAUGGAUGGUAUUACAUAUAUUGAUUCAAAGGGUGAUGGCCGACACCUGAUUACCAACUCUAAAGAUCAAUCCAUUAAGCUAUGGGACAUUAGGUGUUUCUCAACUAACAAUGUGGUGGAGGCAAGUCGACGGGCCGUUGCUCAACAGCACUGGGACUAUAGGUGGCAGCAGGUACCAAAGAAAUCCAAGAGGAAGAGGGGGGUGAAAGGUGACACAUCUCUGAUGACCUAUCGGGGGCAUGGAGUUCUUCACACGUUGCUGAGAUGCAGGUUCUCUCCUCAAUUCACCACUGGACAGAGAUAUGUGUAUACAGCUUGUGCUACUGGAGCUGUUGUCAUCUAUGAUAUUUUAACAGGCAAGGUGGUCAGUAAGCUACCAGGUCAUAGCCAGUGUGUCAGAGAUGUAUCAUGGCAUCCCUUUGAAAACAAGAUUGUUAGUUCAGGGUGGGAUGGCAGUCACAUGAUCCAUUACUACAAGAGAGCUCGUACCUAUGAAGAUGAUGAUUCUUCCGAUGAAGACUAUUUCCCAGAAUCCAGCAGUGAGGACGAUGAAGAAGAUGAUAUCUUUGAACCCUUGAGACGUCCUAGACAACGGCGCAGCAGACGUUUGGCAGAGCAACGAAGACAGAGAUCGCCUCUUGGCUGCCUUUGACAAUAGAACUUUAACAUCUCUAAUGGAAUCAUGAACACUGCUAUAGCCAUGAGUGAAGAGUGGUUCCUGGUAGAGCAGUGAAGAUCAAGAUCAUAUCUUUGCUGCAUUCGAUGGUAGAACCUCUGCAACUGCAAGGAACCGUAAAAUCAUGCAUAUGUGAACAGAAACGCAUGAAAGAGCUUCAAAUGCAAAGACCAAGUUCAAAGAUUGUUGCCUUAAAUGCUCAGAAUUUAACAACUUGAUUCAAACCAUGAAUGAUGUUAUAGCCUCGUGUGAACAAUGAAACUUUGCAAAGCUGUGAAGGCAGGGAUCAUAUCUUACCUGCCUAAUAUGAUGCUAGAAUCAUAGCAACUCUAAUGAAAUCGGGAACGCUGCUAUAGCCAUAUGUGAGUAGAAAUGCUUGGUAGAGCAGCAAAGGCUUGAUCAUAUCUUGGUCUGGGAUUGAAUACUAAUCUUUAUCUACUCCAUGAAUGGUGCUGUAUCCAUGUGUGAACAGAAUUAUUGACAGAGCAGUGGAGAUCAUUUCAUAGCUACCAUCGAUGGUAGAUGUAAAACCUUUAGUACCAACUCUCAUGAAACCAUGAGCGAUACGAAAGCCUUGUGAGAAUGGACUUACCCGUCAGUCAAGUCCAGAUCAUGGUGAAUCAAGGAUAGCUUUAUUAUUCCUCUCCAAAGUCACGUCUGACAUGUGGGAGGCAUAUUACAUUCUUGUUCAACUGAGUUGUUUGUGCAGGCACUUGGAACAUAUGAAGUUGACUGUGUUGCUAUUAGAAAACAAUGGGUGUAUAAUGCUGUGGUAUUAUAAAAAGAUAAAAAGCUAUCAUAAUCUCAUACAAAUUGUAAUCAGAUUUGAUGCCUUUUUGACAGUGACCAAAGCCUCUUCAAUGUUGCCUUGCAUUACAAAGAUGCAUGUCUUGAAUGGUGUUUGUUUUAGGGAAGGGCUCUUUAAGGAGUCAAGAGAAAAAACAAGGUGGAAAAAAGCAUGGCUGAAAUGGCCAGUUUUCAUAAAAACGUAUAGAGCGCUGCCAUUUCGUGUAGGGAUCUUAAAAACUACUAAAAUAGCUUUCUUAUAGAACUGGGUACUGUUUCACAAAAAUGUCAUUAGUACAAUUUCGCCAAAAUCCCAUUGAAUCGUGUACAUUAAACUAAUUUUGCGUUUCAGUGGGAUGUCUGUGAACUUAUACUUAUGACAGUUUUGUGAAACGGUCCCCUGUUUUUAAUGCGAUGCCCUAUAAUUCUAUUGUAGUAGCAGAGUUGAUAUUUGUAUUGCUGUAUAUAAUAUAAGCUAUACCAUUUCAGUUUCAUGAUCAUCAGACCAUGUUUGUUCAUUGAUAUGAUUUUAAAAUGAAUAAGGGCUGUGCAUUGACUUUUAAUUUUGAUAAAAGUACUCAGUACCUGCUAGAAAUCAUAUAGUACAUACAGCUUUGGAUAUAUUGUGAUAGGAUGAUUCUGUUGUAAUCUGUUAUGUGAUACCUGGGCCCUGUCUUACAUAGACUUGAUAUCAAUCGCAACUAUGUACAUGUACCGGUACAUAAAAGAGACAGAAGACUGCAAACUUGCGAUUGAUUGGAGGACUUGCGAUUGAUUUGGAGCAAUCGCAACUCUUUGUAAAGCGUGGCCAGCAAUACAUUCAUUGCUUUGACCAGUGAAGAGCAAACAUUAAAUAACAAAGUAUCAAUCACUUGUCCUAUAUGUAUAGAUAGGAGCCCUAUAAGGGCGUUACAUUUUGCUAUGAAAUUUGUAAACAACAAACAUCUAAACAAAAUAAUAAAUUUGUAGAGUGAUUAAUGAUUAAAAUGUGCUUCUCUAUAUGCAAAACAUUAUAAACUUGGAGAUCACAAACAUAAUAUGAACAAAUAUAAAAACCUCUGUAAGAAAAGAUGGGUCUUAGGGUAUCCUUAAAAAGGUUCGAGAGAAGAUAUGUUCCCUAUUCCAAAAACAUUUCUAAUAAUCUAUACUUAUCAUGGAUACAGGCCUUUAUUAUACCAUGGACCUGUAAUUAUACAUAGUUCUGUCAUAUUAAUUAGAGAAAAAAACUUCCUGUUUGUGAUAACUUAUGUUUAAAGAUCUGGUCCCAUACAUGACCUACUUAUGUUAGUAGAACUUCUUUAUACUGGUAAUUUGUGUUUGAAAUUAUGUGCUUUCUAAACUGUGUGCAUUACAAGACCCUAUUUGUGUACAGUAUGAGAAAGGCUCCUCAUAUUGAGUUGGAAUUUCCAUGGAAUAAAUAUUUGCAUGAUAUUUGCAGUAUAUCUGAAUGAUUGUUGUUUAUCUGUAUGUAUGUGUCACGUUUUGUGGGUCUUUGCAAGUCACAAUACUGCAUGGAAAAUAUCCUCUUUAACCUUCCCUUUGUAAGUUUCUUUUAUUUUCAUCAUGUUUCAGAAAGUAGAUAUCACAUAAAUGUUACUUAUGUGAAUUAUUAUAGAUGUAUGAAUUUACAUUUUAUAAACAAUCCCUGUUUUUGACCAAGUGCUUAAUUCUUAAUAUUACACUAUGUUAUGGUUGUCCUAAUUUGACUCUGUUGUAUGAGUUUCGAACAAGAUUUGAAUAAAUCGCAAUAUAAAGUUCAUUUUCAAUUUAAAGAAUAGUUUCCACUGAGUAAUUGAGACAGAUAAACCAAUAAAUCUUGAGCUAAAACAUUGAUUAUAAUUAUGGAAGGUUUAAGGGUUUUGCUUUCUAUUUACAUUAUGUGGUAAAUAACUUGGUGACUUAAGCUCACGCACGCCAGCUAUUCUCCACUCCUGACGACAGAUAGUCAACCUGUUCCAAACGUCGAGCCACUCAUCCUCUCCAAGCGCUAUAGUUCUCCUGAGAACUAUAUGCUAAGAAAGAUAACAAACAGUCCUUUUCAGGACUACACUCCUCCAAGAAAGAUCACCGAUUCAGAGUCCUUUUCAGGACUCCUCAAACCUCUCUCUCUCUCUCACACAUGGUGCACCCGCAAACCUACUGUAUAAAUAACUUGUAGUAUAACAUUGAUAUACCAUUUUAUUUUAUUUGUAUAUUGGCAUGUAUUUGAAAGCCUAAGCGUUUAAGCAUUUAAUUAUCUUUUAUCUAUCCUAGUUCUUGUCAGCAGAUCCCUUGCAAGAAUAUAUUUUACUGUAUAUAUCAGAGAGAAAGCUAGGGGCUAUGCAAGUAAUCUAUUCUUUUGCCAUUUUAAGGGAUCUACACAUGUAUAUUGUAAAUAUAUAUUGUUGAAGUUCAACCACAUUAGCCACUCAUAGGUAUAUCUGAGUACAGCUUCAGAUGAAUAUUUUUUUUGGAUGUUGACAGUACUUGUUAUUGCCAUCACUACAAGUUCAUAGGCAGUUUAGAUGUACCAAAGAUGUCUAUUAGUGUGGUGUCUAAAUCUACUUUUGAAUGACUGCAUGUGUCUUUUAAUUAGAAAGGCGCCUUAUGUGAUAUGCUUUCGUAUUGAAUUCAUGAAGCCCUUUCAAAUGACAAGUAAUCAUAUUUAUUUGAAAUUUAAAAUUUAGAGCAGAAUUCACUUCAGACUCGCAUUAGCUAUAUGCUUUACAAAUUACCCCUGAUAUAAAUACAUUUGCUUAAUACAGUAUAACUAUAUUAACUAAGAAGUAAUAAGCAGUUGAGCCCUUUAUCUCCCCUUUUUUAAAGGGAAGAAUCCUAGUUGUAGAAACCUUGUAAUCCAGCCUUUUUUUAUUUUAUUUUCUGUCAUAUUAUUUCACACUGUAGGCAUUGGAAUUGCAGCUGAAUUGAAACAUUCUGACCUCUCGUGCAAAUUCCAUUUGAAACUUAUUGAAGGCAGAAUUAUGAAUAGACCAACAAGGAAAUGCAUUGGCUUGUUAAAUAUUGUGCCUUACAGAUGAAAUUGUGAUUAAUAUAUAAAUCCUUUUAAUGCUACUCAUAGUAUUUAUGAUGCCAGUGGAAUUUUUCGAUAGAUUUCUUCCCCCAUAAUUCUUAAUUGAUAUAAGUUUUGCAGUGUAUUGUAUUUUCAUUCAUGAGAUGCAAUUUUAGAGACACAGUGAUGUAGAAAUCCUAUGUUUAAGGAAUUUAUACUUGAGAGAAAAUCUACUCUCACUGUUUUAUUGUGCGGAUGUAGGUAAAAUAUGUGUGAAAUUUUUAAGCAUAAUGACAACAAUUCAACUUGUAAAAAAAAAAAUGCCUUCUCUUUGUAUACGGUACUUGAAUGCUAUGUCCAUUCAAUAAUCACAGAUAGAGAAUAUGUCAUUGUAAUGGAACUGAAAAUCAUUUUUAUUUUCAAACUUUACAGUGUCACCAAGUUACAUCUCUUGUAAAAUAUUUUGAAUUCCAAAAAGAAACAAAUUUUUGUGUCAAGUAAUAUUAGAUAUUAUCAAAAUUAAACAGUUAACUGUCGCAUGAGUUGAAUUUCCCUAAGUCAAAUUAAUAUUUUGGACCAAGCUAUGCAAAACAUGAUAUUUACACUUCGUAAGUCAAAUAGUUUCUUGCAGUCCCAAUGGAAUCGUCUUUUACAGAGUUAACUGUAUAUUAUUUAUUAUCUCUCCAUUUAACUUUGAACUGAUAUUUUCCUGGAUGACUGACUGUAUACAUGCAAUGUUUAACAUUUAUUAUGUUAUCUGAUCAUUUAACAUUUGAAUUCAGCAUGCAUGUUUUCCAGAAUAUUAUUUGACAUGCAUUUUUCAUACACUUCUAAAUUUGACAUAUAUCUGAGUAUCUUGCAAUCCUGCAAAGAAUAUAGGAUUUUGAUGAAUAUAUGAAGAAAGGAAAUAUUUUCCUCUUCAAAUAUAUCACCUUUGGUAUGUUUUAGCAUUUAUGUAUUGAUGAAACUUUUCUUCAAUAUGUUGAACUUGCCUCUUUUACAAAGAGACUAUUAUACAGAUAAAAAUUUAAAAGUUAAAAUACA